AUGAGAUCAUCAAUCAUUGCCAUCUCUUUAUUAUUAAUCGUGACAAUUGCAAAGAUCAAUGGUCAUCUUUGUAUUUUAGAUCCACCACAAAGAGGAGCUAAACUUCCAUCACCAUUGUACGCUGGUGACAACAAUUGUUACAAGAUCGCAUCAAACUGUGGUGGUGUAGCUGCCGGUAGUCCAGUUGCUUCAUACCGUGCUGGUUCCUAUCAAACCAUCACUUUCCAACAAAACUAUAACCAUUGGUUCCCAAGUAACAUUGGAUACAUGGAUGUUGCCAUUUCCUACGCAGGUGACAACGGUCAAUACCAAACUUUGUACAGCAUGCAAGAUUUCAACGCUUGGGAUAUGGUUUCUCAAACAAACCUUUCAGUUCCAGUUACAUUCCCAAAGACCAAAUGUACAAGCUGUGUAUUAAGAGUCAGAUACAUUUCCAACAACUCUGGUGAACCAAACCCAGAUUUCUACCAAUGCUCUGAUAUUACAUUACAUUAA
Molecule: messenger RNA, 495 nt
Organism: Heterostelium album PN500
Lineage: Eukaryota; Evosea; Eumycetozoa; Acytosteliales; Acytosteliaceae
Exons: 2
Coding region: 1-495 (164 amino acids)
Source: RefSeq, a predicted model, not a curated record